Colletotrichum higginsianum IMI 349063 is the source of this 1188-nucleotide messenger RNA. RefSeq names its product Integral membrane protein. The transcript is spliced from 6 exons. NCBI's taxonomy places the organism in Eukaryota, Fungi, Ascomycota, Sordariomycetes, Glomerellales, Glomerellaceae. Bases 1 to 1188 code for a protein of 395 amino acids. The record is from RefSeq and is a predicted model, not a curated record.
AUGUCUUCGACCUCGACGACCUCGACCGUCGACCCGGAACGGGCCAGGGAGAGCAACACGGCCAUGAUCCUGGCUGUCACGGGGACGUUCCAUGCGCUCGCCCUCGUCUUCGUCGUCCUCCGGACGUACACGCGUGCCGUCAUCGUCAAGACGAUGGGGGUCGACGACUACAUGAUGAUCGGGGCCGCGCUUUGUGCGCUCGGCGGAGGGAUGGUCAUCUUCAUCAUCCAGGGGUUCUACGGGCUCGGCAGACAUAGGGACACCAUCAGCAAGGCGGAUCACGUCUUCUUCUCCAAAGUGGGCUUCUUCCAGUCCAUCAUCUCGGCCAUCGCGGCCCUGGCUUUGCUGAAGAUCUCGAUCGCGCUAUCGUUGCUUCGGCUGAGCAAGAACCGAUGGUAUUCGCGGACCCUGUGGGCUCUGAUCGUUUUCGUGGUGCUUUACACGAUCAUGGCCUGGCUGAGCUUCUUCCUGUACUGCACACCCCUAGAGGGCUACUGGGAUAAGAGCCUGAAGCCCACGUGUUACAACAUCAAGCUGUUUGUCAACUUUGCUCUUGUGAACACGGCUUUCAACAUCUUCACCGACGUCUGUUUCGCCACGCUGCCCGUCCCGAUCAUCUGGGUUUUGCAGAUGAAGUUGCGGACCCGGAUCUACUUGAUCGGCGUUUUGAGUCUUGGUUACCUAGCCGUCAUCAUGGGCAUCAUCAAGGCCGUCUACCAGAUUGCCCAACCGGGCAACAAAGACGGGACAUUCCUCCAGCUGAACCUCGGCAUCAUCGCCGCCUGCGCGCCGGCGAUCAAGCCACUCGUGGGCCGCGCCCUCAAGAUCUCGUCGAGCCGCCGUUACAACAGCGACAACCUCUACGAGAACCGGUACCCGACGGGCCGGACCGGGCGGACGGUGCACAUCACGGCGACGGCCAAGAGACAGGGGUACAGGGAGCAGGGGAGCCAGGGGGCGCCGGACUACGAGCUCGAGGAGGGCCCCUUUUCGAACAGCGCCGAGUUCUACCGGGCGAGCAUCAAGGGCGGCGGGACCGCCAACCACCCGGCGGCCGUGGCUGUGUACGGAAACAAGAACAGCUUCGGUGACAGGUCGGGGAGCGAGGAGAUGAUCCUGGACACGGAUGGCAAGCUCGGGGAGGGCAGGGGCAUCAUGAGGACGACCGAGGUUCACGUCCAGCGCUAG